This is a messenger RNA of Salvia splendens (bonfire salvia), 753 nucleotides long. RefSeq lists its product as uncharacterized. The transcript has 3 exons. Lineage: Eukaryota; Viridiplantae; Streptophyta; Magnoliopsida; Lamiales; Lamiaceae. The record is from RefSeq and is a predicted model, not a curated record. Bases 1 to 753 code for a protein of 250 amino acids.
AUGAAAUUUGAUAAGGAAGACGAAGUUAACUAUCGUAUUCGUUUGACUGCUUCUGUAAAUGUGACUCGAUUAUUGUUGAAACAAGGGUUGGCUUUUCGGGAAAAUGAUGAAUCAUUGGAGUCUGAAAAUAGGGGAAACUUUCUAGAGAUACUUGAUUGGUUGCGUGAGAAAAAACUUGAGGUAGCAGCGGUGACAUUGGAGAAUACUCCUCUCUCUAAUCAGAUGGGUGAGUACAAUGGUUUGAAAUCACUUAUAUUGAAUGAAAAUCCAUCUGCCAAGUACGUUCAUUGUUUUGCCCAUCAGCUCCAAUUAGUUGUGGUAAAUGUUACAAAAGCACAUGGUGUUGUUCUUGAUUUACUUACUCAAGAGAUGGAGAAUCGUUUCCCAGAAGUGAAUACGGAAUUGCUUACUUGCAUGAAUUGCCUUAGUCCAAAAAACUCAUUUGCUAGCUUUAAUGUUGACAAGUUGGUUCGUCUUGCAGAACUUCAUCUGGAUGACUUUUCGUCUAUAGAAUGUAUGUCUCUUCCAUAUCAACUUAAAACUUAUACUAUCAAUGAUUUAGUUGAUAAAGUUGAGAUCUCAAGCAUUGAAGAUUUGGGAAAUUUAGCAAAGAUUUUGGUUUGUACCGCAAGAGAUAAAGCUUUCCUCUUGGUGUACUGUUUGAUUGAGUUGACACUGAUCCUCCCGGUUGCAACAGCUUCUGUCGAGAGAGUAUUUUCUUCAAUGAAACUUACUAAGAAAGAUUUGCCUUAA